CUUCUUUCCUCUCUGGCUGGCCACCUCUGUUCCACAUCCUCGCCCCCAACCCGUCCCCGAGUGAGAGACGCUCGUUAUCCGCAGCGCUGUCACCGUCAUAACGCGCGCAUCAAGCCAACCGUGCUAACCGCAGAGCAGUGCGACGCUUCGGACAACACAGAGCUCCGUCCGACAUCGCUCCUCCAAGCCGAUCUCCCGAGUGCGGCGCGCGGUUUGAGGUCAGCGACUCCGUCGCCCGCCCCAGCCUGCCACACCGAGGCCAUGGAAGGGGCUCGAAGGAGGAGCGUGGACCUGAACAAGUACUCGAUCUCGGACAUGGCUGACGCCAGCGCCUACAGCAAGAAGAUGCAGGGCAGCACCGACGUGAUAUUCCAGCAGCAGCUUCAGCAGCAGCAGCAGCAUUAUCGGCUGUACCCACCCUGGCUGCAGCGCACGCGCGACGCGCUCCAGCUGCUGCUGAUGAUCUGCAUCCUGGGCGCCCUCGUGCACGUGGCGUGCAACACGCGGCCCGCGAUCAACGCGGCCACCGGCUCCCUAGGGGCCUCCAAGAUGCUCGGCGGUGACGGCGUGGGCGGCGACGUCAAGAUACCGAGCGCGCCUCAUUUUGCGAGCGACUCCAGAGCUGGUCAGGCGGCGUCACCGGAGAGCGCUGGCACGUUGCGAGCGACGGACGAGACCAUCCACGACCUGAUCGUCAGGGUCAAUGAAGGCAAAGUGAAAGAGAUGGGACUCCUAGAAGGAGACAUCAUACCCCCGAAGGCGAAUGCGAUCCGCAGCAUCGUGAGCGACCCUUCGGCGCGGUGGCCCGCGUCCCCCGACGGCCUGGUUCGCAUCCCCUACGCCUUCUCCUCGUACUACAGCCCGGAGAAUCUGGCCGUGUUUGCGCAGGCGUUCCAGGAUUUCCAGACGAAGACGUGCCUCCGUUUCCUGCCACGGACGUCGGAGGCGAGCUACGUCAACUUCUACAACGGCGGCAUGUGCUCCGGGAGCAUCGGCUACCAGCAGCACACAUCGACGGCGGUGUCCAUCAUGCCGGGCUCGUGCACCUACAAGGGCGUCAUCAUCCACGAGACGAUGCACGCGCUCGGCUUCGUGCACGAGCAGUCGCGCACCGACCGCGACGCGCACGUGCGCAUCCUCUUCGCAAACAUCAUGAGCGGGAAGGAGUACAACUUCCAGAUAAUGUCCACCAACAACGCUGUGGGACCGUACGACUACAAUUCCGUGAUGCACUACAGCAAAUACACCUACAGCUCCAACAUGCUGCCCACCAUCGUACCCAUCCCGGAUGACACGGUGCUGAUCGGGCAGAGGGAAGGAAUGAGCACGCUGGACGUAUUGAAGAUCAACAACGCGUACUGUGGGGGGAUCAUACCCCCGGGGGUUACCCUCACCCCACCUUCGGCAGUCACGCCGUGCAACGCCACGUUCAGCAACGUCCAGGGCAACUUCGUGAGCCCCGGCUACCCGGUCGCCUACGCCAAUCGGCUCAACUGCUUCUACAACUUCUCGGCACCGGUGGGACUGCGAAUCGAAGUGACCUUCAGCAUCUUCAUGCUGGAGUUCGGCACCGCCCUCUGCCCCUACGACUACGUCGCCGCAUACAAUGGCCCAGGGCUCAGCUCGCCGCAGAUCGGCAAAUACUGCGGCUCGAAGCCAUCGUUCACCGUCACGUCGAGCGGCAACUACAUGGUCAUACAACUCCACACCGACGGCACCCAAGUCUACCCGGGCUUCAUGGCGAGCUACAGUAGAACCCUCAAUUAGUUUGGGGCUGGGCCUCGUGGUGAUGCUGAUAAUGAGUGAAUGAAAACGAAAAAAAAACCUCAAUAACACUGUACAUAUGCGACGUUUCGGGGGCAAUGGCCCUUCGGCAGCAUCGGCAGACAAUUAUUGGCGUUGCAGGUAGCGGCAUCCUCCGCUUGACCUUGCAGAGGUUCACGGUUUCGGAUCCAGCGGCCGCCCCGAUUAAUGCUGCGGUGCGGAUCGAUUGUAAACAAACAAAAAAGAUUGUUCUCCCCGCGCGCCGUCCGCUUUACUGACGGCGGACGUUAAAGAUCCAACGCCGUCACUCGCAAGACGAGGCCGCUGUGUGCCGUUGUCGUGAUCCAAAUGUGCCAACAUAAUUCAAUAGUCCGUGCACAGUACUCAAUUAGGGUUACGUCAGUUUGGGUUUUUCGCGAA
Molecule: messenger RNA, 2184 nt
Organism: Petromyzon marinus (sea lamprey)
Lineage: Eukaryota; Metazoa; Chordata; Hyperoartia; Petromyzontiformes; Petromyzontidae
Product: astacin-like metalloendopeptidase
Biological process (GO): proteolysis
Molecular function (GO): zinc ion binding; metalloendopeptidase activity
Source: RefSeq, a predicted model, not a curated record